AUGCCGUCUGAAUUACUUCACUUACCACCACUUUACACACUGGUAGGUAUAUACAGAUUGUUGACAGACCCCUUCAUACGUGGACCAGUAUUAGACAAGAUCAAACAUGCUUCCAUAAGAGGUAUUCUAGUCGCGGGUGUGUACGCAGUUGGGAGUUGGAAUCUAAUGGAUUGGUUCAUAAGGAAAUUCUUGAUUGGGAAAGGAUGGAAUAUAUUUAAAUCCAAUAAAGUGAUGGAAGAAAGUGUUGGUGGGGUAGUCAAUAUCGGUCUUGGCAAAUUCUCUUUUGGGAUAAACGUCGUUCUUUAUACACACUUGUUCAUACUCUUGCCUCAGAUAAGCUCGAUCCUACGUUAUUUCAUAUACAAGAAUUUAAAACUUGCAAGAUCUAGAGCAUACGCUUUGACCGUUAGCUCGAGAGGUAAACCUCAUGAAUUCUGGUCUCAGGGAUAUAUCGAGGAAUGGUCACAACCACCUUCACCGGCAAGUUCAGGUCAAGUAGAUAGUACCGGAAGAAGAAUAAGGAGCGAUACUAAAUGGAUAAGUUGGUUGUUAUGGUGGCCCACUCAAUUGGUCUUGAGGAAAUACCUCUUCUUACCCCUCUCACCAUCUUUACCUCUCCUCGCACCACUGGUCACUUCUUUCCUAAGAUCAAUAUCCACAGGAGAAUACCUUCAUCAACCGUAUUUCGAAACUAAAGGUAUGAAUAAUGACGACAUUUGGAGAUGGGUAGAAGAGCGGAAAUGGGCUUAUAGGGCAUUCGGUUUCGCUGCAUCAUUGAUCGAAAGUGUCCCGAUCAUAGGAUUAUUCUUUUCCAUUUCGAAUAGGAUAGGAGCCGCCAUGUGGGCGUUCGAUCUCGAAAAGAGACAACAUUUAUUUUCAGCACGAGUCAUAAAACCACUCUUACCCAAUCAAGUAGGAUUUUACGGUAUGGGCAAAGUGGAUGAUCUAGGUGUCGAUAUUCAAAAAGCUGAAGAUGAGAUUGAUAAGAAAUUCAGUAAGAAAUCGAUGGAAUCUUCAUCUCACAACGAUAACGACCAAAAUAUAUUGGAGAUUAAAGGUAAAGGUAUCGGAGUAGCUGAAAGUGGAAGAGAAAAGGUUCUAUAA
Kwoniella shivajii is the source of this 1104-nucleotide messenger RNA. RefSeq lists its product as uncharacterized. The record is from RefSeq and is a predicted model, not a curated record. The coding region runs from base 1 to 1104 and encodes 367 amino acids. The transcript has 6 exons. Lineage: Eukaryota; Fungi; Basidiomycota; Tremellomycetes; Tremellales; Cryptococcaceae.